Molecule: messenger RNA, 1168 nt
Organism: Closterium sp. NIES-67
Lineage: Eukaryota; Viridiplantae; Streptophyta; Zygnematophyceae; Desmidiales; Closteriaceae
Source: the annotation of a GenBank genome assembly
CACGUGGUCUUGAAGGUCGGUAGCGUUCGUACCAUUUGCCAGUUAGCUUUCGGCUCACCGAUCUCCAUAGAAGUGCUAUUGCGCAAUGCUACUGCCCAGGCCAUUCUAGCUAGCUUUCCCAUUUUGUUUCCAUUUCCUUUUCGCUAAUCAGCCAGUCAAGUUUAGAAACUCCGAGUCGCUUUUAGGUGGAGCUUGCGUACCUUGAAAGUCGUACGUCGUCUAGGCUUUAAACGCGGAAAAAGCGAAGACUUUCUUCUAUAUAAGCAUCCUUCACGAUGAAUCUUCUCCGGAAAUGUGGCGAAGGAGAGGCUUUGGGAAAGCUCGCCGUUUCUUCAGUCUUGCUGCUGCUCCUCUUUACUGCCGGCGUCACAGAGGCAAUGCCGCGAGUCGUGGUGGUAGGCUUGAAUGCGGGCCGGUCGUCCGUGAACCCGUGGAGCAGCGGGCUGCUCGCCCUGAAGAUGCCCUCAGUGCGACCAGGGGACUUCCUCCUGUUUCGCUGGUUCGGGCAAAUGCGUGACGUGCAGCAGUUCCCGAACCAGCAGGCAUACGACAUCUGCGAUUUCACUAGAGCAGACCCGGUGGGGCCAAGGCGGUUCUUUGGCUUGGACCUCUACUUGGUUCGGAAAGAGGAGCACGGGAAAACGCUCUACUUUGGAAGCAGCGUGAAGAAAGAAUGCAAGAAGGGGGUGAAAGCUCAGGUGUACGUGCGCUGAUACUGCUGCUGCGGUGCCAAGAGGUCGUCAAAAGUCUUCGGACAUGGUUCCAGGAAGCAAAGCCGAAGCAGUGUGAAGAGGGGAUGUGAGAAGGGUAUGAACGCUGAGGUGUACGUGCACUGAUGAUGCUGCGGUGCUGGGAGGUAUUCAGAGAUCUUCAGACAUAGUUCCCCUUGGAGCACAGCCGAAGCAGUGUGAAGGAGUGAGGAAGGAAGAGGGUGGAAGCUGACGGGUGUGUUUGUAUGUGCGCUGAUGCUGCCGCAGCUGCUAUGUUAUGGUGUGGAGCACAAGGAAGGUGGCAGCUGCCAGUGAACAACGAACAGGGCUACCGCUAGUAAGAGUAUACUCUAACCUAGUGAAGUGUUAUGAUGAAAUCCCUAUGGACCUGCUAACACAUGUUUACCGCCGGUUGUGGCGUUAUAUAUAGUUAUAAUACAUGCCAUGCCAGUGAGGUC